Messenger RNA from Schistocerca nitens (vagrant locust), 2562 nucleotides. Its product is annotated as spidroin-1-like. Gene Ontology annotation, molecular function: DNA binding. The record is from RefSeq and is a predicted model, not a curated record. NCBI's taxonomy places the organism in Eukaryota, Metazoa, Arthropoda, Insecta, Orthoptera, Acrididae.
AUGAAAAACUCUUCAGAUGUAGAGAAGCUUGUAAGUUGCAUGAAUGAGAACCAGCCACUGUGGAAUAUGAAACACCAGGUGUUACCAAUGGCAUUCUCGACUUACUGUCAGUCGGAACAGCAACCAGUGCACUUUAGGAAUAAUAAGAAGUGGCAUAGCUUAAGAGAUGUUUCUCGAAGAGAAUACAUCAAAUUUAUACAAAGGAGGAGUGGAGACAAAGUACCUCUAAAGGACAUUUCAUCAUGGACACUAUUUAACACAGAAGAUUCCAUGGGAACAUUUCAUGAAAUGUCCACAAUGAACACAUACCACUCCCACAUACGUGGUGACCCAUUUCUUGUAACACAGAAGAAACUCAGUUUUUUUGCCAGCAAUGCUGCUUUGAAGUAAGACAGUGAUUAUUUUUUAAUGAGCCUGCUACUCUUUUUAAAGAACAUAUCUAUCCACAGGAAACUUGUAGUUCAUCAUAAACUGCAUGUUGUUCUUGAUGAAGAACUAUGUGCUGUGCCUGCCACUGUCCUAUCCUACAGUGUAUUUCCUCAAUCAUCAAGUGAUCUGAAUAUUGUGGGCACUUGCCACUUGGGAGCAUUUCAGUUCAUGAAGAGGAAUACUCUACCUCAAGAUACAGCGGGCGGCGGCAAGGGGGCGGGGGGAACGCAAGGCGGGCGGCGGCAAGGGGGCGGGGGGAACGCAAGGCGGGCGGCGGCAAGGGGGCGGGGGGAACGCAAGGCGGGCGGCGGCAAGGGGGCGGGGGGAACGCAAGGCGGGCGGCGGCAAGGGGGCGGGGGGAACGCAAGGCGGGCGGCGGCAAGGGGGCGGGGGGAACGCAAGGCGGGCGGCGGCAAGGGGGCGGGGGGAACGCAAGGCGGGCGGCGGCAAGGGGGCGGGGGGAACGCAAGGCGGGCGGCGGCAAGGGGGCGGGGGGAACGCAAGGCGGGCGGCGGCAAGGGGGCGGGGGGAACGCAAGGCGGGCGGCGGCAAGGGGGCGGGGGGAACGCAAGGCGGGCGGCGGCAAGGGGGCGGGGGGAACGCAAGGCGGGCGGCGGCAAGGGGGCGGGGGGAACGCAAGGCGGGCGGCGGCAAGGGGGCGGGGGGAACGCAAGGCGGGCGGCGGCAAGGGGGCGGGGGGAACGCAAGGCGGGCGGCGGCAAGGGGGCGGGGGGAACGCAAGGCGGGCGGCGGCAAGGGGGCGGGGGGAACGCAAGGCGGGCGGCGGCAAGGGGGCGGGGGGAACGCAAGGCGGGCGGCGGCAAGGGGGCGGGGGGAACGCAAGGCGGGCGGCGGCAAGGGGGCGGGGGGAACGCAAGGCGGGCGGCGGCAAGGGGGCGGGGGGAACGCAAGGCGGGCGGCGGCAAGGGGGCGGGGGGAACGCAAGGCGGGCGGCGGCAAGGGGGCGGGGGGAACGCAAGGCGGGCGGCGGCAAGGGGGCGGGGGGAACGCAAGGCGGGCGGCGGCAAGGGGGCGGGGGGAACGCAAGGCGGGCGGCGGCAAGGGGGCGGGGGGAACGCAAGGCGGGCGGCGGCAAGGGGGCGGGGGGAACGCAAGGCGGGCGGCGGCAAGGGGGUGGGGGGAACGCAAGGCGGGCGGCGGCAAGGGGGUGGGGGGAACGCAAGGCGGGCGGCGGCAAGGGGGUGGGGGGAACGCAAGGCGGGCGGCGGCAAGGGGGUGGGGGGAACGCAAGGCGGGCGGCGGCAAGGGGGUGGGGGGAACGCAAGGCGGGCGGCGGCAAGGGGGUGGGGGGAACGCAAGGCGGGCGGCGGCAAGGGGGUGGGGGGAACGCAAGGCGGGCGGCGGCAAGGGGGUGGGGGGAACGCAAGGCGGGCGGCGGCAAGGGGGUGGGGGGAACGCAAGGCGGCGGCAAGGGGGUGGGGGGAACGCAAGGCGGCGGCAAGGGGGUGGGGGGAACGCAAGGCGGCGGCAAGGGGGUGGGGGGAACGCAAGGCGGCGGCAAGGGGGUGGGGGGAACGCAAGGCGGCGGCAAGGGGGUGGGGGGAACGCAAGGCGGCGGCAAGGGGGUGGGGGGAACGCAAGGCGGCGGCAAGGGGGUGGGGGGAACGCAAGGCGGCGGCAAGGGGGUGGGGGGAACGCAAGGCGGCGGCAAGGGGGUGGGGGGAACGCAAGGCGGCGGCAAGGGGGUGGGGGGAACGCAAGGCGGCGGCAAGGGGGUGGGGGGAACGCAAGGCGGCGGCAAGGGGGUGGGGGGAACGCAAGGCGGCGGCAAGGGGGUGGGGGGAACGCAAGGCGGCGGCAAGGGGGUGGGGGGAACGCAAGGCGGCGGCAAGGGGGUGGGGGGAACGCAAGGCGGCGGCAAGGGGGUGGGGGGAACGCAAGGCGGCGGCAAGGGGGUGGGGGGAACGCAAGGCGGCGGCAAGGGGGUGGGGGGAACGCAAGGCGGCGGCAAGGGGGUGGGGGGAACGCAAGGCGGCGGCAAGGGGGUGGGGGGAACGCAAGGCGGCGGCAAGGGGGUGGGGGGGAACGCAAGGCGGCGGCAAGGGGCAUUCGCUAGCUGUCAAUCUCUUGCAGUGCAAGUGUGUCAGCUCCAUGCUACUGCACAGCAUGUAG